Drosophila yakuba is the source of this 3333-nucleotide messenger RNA. It is a transcript of the gene sim, whose product is annotated as protein single-minded. The record is from RefSeq and is a predicted model, not a curated record. Bases 455 to 2506 code for a protein of 683 amino acids. Gene Ontology annotation, cellular component: nucleus; transcription regulator complex; cytoplasm. The transcript has 8 exons. Gene Ontology annotation, molecular function: DNA-binding transcription factor activity, RNA polymerase II-specific; protein dimerization activity; RNA polymerase II transcription regulatory region sequence-specific DNA binding. Gene Ontology annotation, biological process: regulation of transcription by RNA polymerase II. Lineage: Eukaryota; Metazoa; Arthropoda; Insecta; Diptera; Drosophilidae.
GCCGCCCGCUCGCUGGUUCAGCUGCGCGUCCACGCCGUCUGUCCUUAUAUAAAUAAUACCUAUACAUCCCAGUUUGGAUAAUUUUCUCGCUGUGCCUACAAGUGUUAAAUAAUAUAUAUAUAAAUAUAUCUGUGUGCAUUUAAAAUAAGUAAAGAAUUCUAGCAAGCAAAUUGCCCAAGUGCCAUAAACGCAAUCCCAUAAUACCCGUUAACGGGCUCAUUUGGAAAACCUUUCCGGCAAAAACACAAAAAUCGUUCGGCCGCAACACAUUUAGGUUUAUGUUGUUUAAAAUCAUCAACUCGAAGAAAAAAUGUGCUAGCAGUUAAGGCGCCCAUUUAGUUUGCUUCUCUCGCCAAACGGAGCUUUCCUAUUGGGAUUUAUCGACGGUGGCCAAACUGCAACAGUUCCAGCGGCAAAACGGAUAGCUGCCAGAGAUAUAGCCAAAACGUGUGCCAUGAAGGAGAAAAGCAAAAAUGCGGCACGCACGCGACGUGAAAAGGAAAACACGGAAUUCUGCGAAUUGGCCAAAUUACUGCCGCUGCCAGCGACGAUUACUUCGCAACUGGACAAGGCCUCCGUCAUCCGGCUGACCACAUCGUAUUUGAAAAUGCGCCAAGUCUUUCCCGAUGGCCUCGGCGAAGCAUGGGGCUCCUCGCCCUCCAUGCAACGCGGUGCCACCAUCAAGGAGCUGGGCUCCCAUCUGCUGCAGACGCUGGACGGAUUCAUCUUCGUGGUGGCUCCGGAUGGCAAAAUCAUGUACAUCUCGGAAACGGCCUCCGUGCAAUUGGGGCUCAGUCAGGUUGAGCUGACGGGCAACUCGAUAUUCGAGUACAUUCACAACUACGAUCAGGACGAGAUGAACGCCAUUUUGUCGCUGCAUCCGCACAUCAACCAGCAUCCAGCCGCCUUUCUCAACUCCCUACAGCUCGCCCAGACGCACACGCCCAUCGGCAGUCCCAAUGGCGUCCAGCACCCAUCCGCCUACGACCACGAUCGCGGAUCGCACACCAUCGAGAUCGAGAAGACAUUCUUCCUGCGCAUGAAGUGCGUCCUGGCCAAGAGGAACGCGGGCCUCACCACCUCCGGAUUCAAGGUGAUACACUGCUCCGGCUAUCUGAAGGCUCGCAUCUAUCCCGAUCGCGGGGAUGGACAGGGCAGCCUCAUCCAGAAUCUCGGCCUGGUGGCCGUCGGUCACUCGCUGCCUUCAUCCGCCAUCACGGAAAUCAAGCUGCACCAGAACAUGUUCAUGUUCCGGGCCAAGCUGGACAUGAAGCUCAUCUUCUUCGAUGCACGCGUAUCGCAGCUAACCGGAUACGAGCCGCAGGACCUCAUCGAGAAGACCCUGUAUCAGUACAUCCACGCCGCGGACAUCAUGGCCAUGCGCUGCUCCCAUCAAAUCCUGCUGUACAAAGGACAAGUGACCACCAAGUACUACCGCUUCCUCACCAAAGGCGGCGGCUGGGUGUGGGUGCAGUCGUACGCGACCCUGGUGCACAACUCGCGAUCCUCGCGAGAAGUGUUCAUCGUGAGCGUGAACUACGUGCUGAGCGAACGAGAGGUGAAAGACUUGGUGCUGAACGAGAUUCAGACGGGCGUUGUGAAGCGGGAGCCCAUAUCGCCGGCGGCCCAAGCGGCACAGGCGGCACAAGCGGCUCAAGCGGCACAGGCGGUGCAGGCGGCACAGGCGGCUCAAGCGGCCCAGGCGGCCCAGGCGGCACAUGCGGCGCAAGCGGUGCAGGCCCAGGUGGUGGUGGUGCCCCAGCAGUCGGUGGUGGUGCAGCCGCAGUGCGCCGGAGCAACGGGUCAGCCGGUGGGUCCCGGAACGCCAGUUAGUCUGGCCCUCAGCGCGAGUCCCAAGCUGGAUCCCUAUUUCGAGCCGGAGCUGCCGCUGCAGCCAGCCGUCACGCCCGUGCCCCCAACGAAUAACAGCAGUAGUAGUAGCAACAACAACAACGGCGUGUGGCACCACCAUCAUGUGCAACAGCAGCAGCAACAGCAGUCCGGGAGCAUGGAUCACGACAGCCUGAGCUACACGCAGCUCUAUCCUCCGCUGAACGACCUGGUGGUGAGCUCGAGCAGUAGCGUGGGAGGAGGCACCGCUUCCAGUGCGGGCGGUGGAUCCAGUGCGUCUGCCUCGUCCUCCGGCGUUUACUCGACGGAGAUGCAGUAUCCGGACACGACCACCGGCAAUCUGUACUACAAUAACAACAAUCACUACUACUACGACUACGAUGCCACGGUGGACGUGGCCACCUCGAUGAUACGGCCAUUCUCGGCCAACUCGAAUAGCUGCUCGAGCAGCUCGGAGAGCGAAAGGCAGCUGUCCACCGGGAAUGCGUCCAUUGUGAAUGAGACAUCGCCCUCGCAGACGACGUACAGCGAUCUGAGCCACAACUUCGAGCUGAGCUACUUCUCCGACAACAGUUCGCAGCAGCAUCAGCACCAGCAGCAGCAGCAGCAUCUGAUGGAGCAGCAGCACCUGCAAUACCAAUACGCCACCUGGUGAUCCUAAAUGCUAAAUGUAAAUACCAAAAGUCGGACGACGAGCCUUGACUGCUACUGUACUGUACUGUUGUUUAUAAAACGUCGACUCCCCCCCUCCCCCUCCCUCGCCCCAUCCGUUGCAAUGUUAUAUACACCUCUGAGUUCUCAGUUCCAAAUUGUAAUAUUUGUAAUAAUUGUAAUAUGUGGCUGAGCCACACACCAUCUGAAUUUCUCCUCCAUGCCCCCUUAUUUAUUGAAUACCCCAUGCAUCCCCGAUACGAUGUGCAUCGUGUUACUUGUGCAGUGUAGAGUUACAAAUGAAAAAGGAGGCAAACUGCAAGCGAAUUAAGAGUCAAAGAAAGAAAUACGGAAUGAUCCUUGUUAACAAAUGCAAAAGCAAAUACAAAUUCUAUAAUAAAUAGCUGUAAGGCCUAAUUGUAAACUGUUCAUACAAACUAACUUAAAUUAAUUGCACAUACUUACACUUAACUGUAUCGUAAAGCGCAUACACUUGGCCCCCAUAAUCAUCAUGCAUACAUAUAUAGGAUCUACGAAUAUAUAUCCAUGUAUAUAACUGUGCGAUAAUGUGUAAAUAGUGCUGGGUCCGCUCCACUAUGCAGAUAACGAAUAUGAUCUUCAUAAGUCAAGUAAAUAAUUGUAAAUGUAAAAUUGAUUAUUAUCGAGAAUUUUUCUAAUUUGAAUAAACAAAUUAUUACGUGGGUGAACAAUAAAAAUAGAGCCAGAGUUCGAUUUUUUCAAUAAGCGCCGCUGGAAGCCUCUAGAGUUAUUAUUUAAUUUAGUAAUCUUGCUUUACAAAUAAAAUGUUGAUUUCAAAAAUUAGCCUCUAAA